Molecule: messenger RNA, 4574 nt
Organism: Dufourea novaeangliae
Lineage: Eukaryota; Metazoa; Arthropoda; Insecta; Hymenoptera; Halictidae
Gene: lqfR
Product: clathrin interactor 1
Exons: 8
Coding region: 145-4500 (1451 amino acids)
Biological process (GO): endocytosis; telomere maintenance via telomerase; protein stabilization
Cellular component (GO): cytosol; endosome; clathrin vesicle coat
Molecular function (GO): Hsp90 protein binding; telomeric repeat DNA binding; clathrin binding
Source: RefSeq, a predicted model, not a curated record
CGCCUGGUGACGUUCGUUCGCCGUCGCCGUCGCCGUCGCGAAAUCAAAUGCUCUUAAAAACAUCUGGUGUACGUUUAUUGGUGUAAGUUCCGUAAUUUUCUCGCGGGAAACGCAUAUUACAUCUAGUGGAAAGUGUGAAUUACGAUGAUGAACAUGUGGAAAGUGCGGGAGUUGAUGGAUAAGGCGACCAAUGUGGUAAUGAAUUACACGGAAACGGAGGCUAAAGUUCGGGAAGCAACAAAUGACGAUGCAUGGGGUCCAACCGGGGCAAUGAUGCAAGAACUUGCUCAGGCUACAUUCACAUACGAGCAAUUUCCCGAGGUAAUGUCCAUGCUGUGGAAACGGAUGUUGCAAGAAAAACGAAAUUGGCGUCGAACUUACAAGUCUCUUUUACUUUUAAAUUACCUAGUUCGCAAUGGUUCAGAAAGAGUGGUCACAUCUUCUAGGGAACAUAUUUAUGAUCUCAGAUCUUUGGAAAAUUACACUUGCAUCGAUGAAUUCGGGAAAGAUCAAGGGAUUAAUAUAAGGCAUAAAGUCAGGGAAUUAAUUGACUUCAUCCAGGAUGAUGAUAAACUAAGAGAAGAGAGGAAAAAAGCUAAAAAGAAUAAGGAUAAAUAUGUUGGUCUGUCUAGUGAAGCAAUGGGUAUGCGAUUUGGAGGUGGAGACAGAUGGACAGAUAGCCCAAAAUGGGGUAAAAGUAGUAUAGAUGCAUACAAUGAUUGGGAUAGAGAAAAUCGCGGAAAAGGCUUCGAAGAUACAAAUAACAGCGAUGAUGGUGAAAGAGAAGAUUCAGAUAACGAUGUUCAUCCAAGCCCAAAAAGAGGAGGUAGAGAAUAUAGAGAUACAAUGGAUAGCACAGACCGUGUUAAUAAAACCACAUCUGUAUCUACUGCUUCCACAAAUGCCUCACCAGCACGAUUGCCAAGGACUAUAAAAAAAGUAGAUUUAGGUGCUGCUGCAAAUUACGGAAGGGAACAAUCCAAUAAUGGUGUAUCGGGAAUACAAAAUAACUCUUUGUCAUUGCCUAUUAAGCAAAAGAGUAAAAAUGACAUUUUAAAUGAUAUUUUCGAUUCUCAGAGCGAGAAUAAUACCAAAUCAGCAGUUGAUGAUGAUGAAGACUUUAAUCCAAGGGCGAAUACUCAAUCUACUGUACAAAGUCAAAAUACAAAUGUAGACUUUGGGGAUUUCACUAGUGCGUUCGGAAGCCCUACUGUAAAAACGAAAGAUAAUGAUGAGUUUGCAGAUUUCACGUCUGCAUUCAACUCAUCUGUAACAAUCUCUAAUCCUUCGGUACAAUCACAAUUGCCACACGCACAAAUAAAUCUGAUGGGAGCCACAGUACCAAAUGUUAAUAGUUCAGUGACUAACAAUGCCAAUAAUUCAAUGUUUAUCAAUACCCAGUCAGUAAGCACACCUUCGUUAACAUCUAUGACUGCUGCAAAUGCACAUUCUCAAAAUACUAAUGUUAAUAGUAAUUUGUUUGAUACUCUGCAACCACAAGCACUUAAUAAUCAGCAAACAUUAAAUAACAAUGCAGCGCCUUUAAACACGGAUCUUCUAUCAGAUUUGGACAGUUUAAAUUCUAUAACUUCUGGUCCUGUGGAUAGACAAGCAAAUGAUUCCAACAAUUCCAAUCUUUUUAUGAGCAUGAAUUCUCCUCUCACGGCUAACCAAGGAGCAUUCGAGAUGGAAGAAAUCAUCACUUCAGCUGAAAAUCUUUCAAAGCAUGCUGCAAACCAACUUUUGGAAGAAUUGUGUAAUAUGGGUCCUAUCAAAAGCAAUAACGCUUUGGAAAGACUGAAGUCGAAUAUGUCUGAAUACAUUAAAUUCUUACCAGGUCCACUUACGCCACAAAAAUACAGCAAUCUUGAUUUUGACUUAGAAAUUGAUUGUAUGUUAUAUGGAAGGAUUUUAGAAGAAGUAAUCGAAAAGUUUGAUCACAACUGGCCAUUACAGAAUCAUACUUUAGAUCCAAUAAUUAAGCAAUUGAUAAUUGUUGAUGGUGCAACUUUACCAAUUUUAGCUGAAUCUUUAUCAAGUUUAAGUUACGUUUUGAAAGAAACUGAAGAUGAGAAGAAAAUUUAUACUAUUUCAACAAUUUUGGAAUUAUUAAUCAAAAGUGAUUCUUCGUUUUCUGGAAUAGUGAGUGCAUGCAAAAGCCAAAUACAAAGUAUAAGGAAAAAGGAGGAGUUAGAUCAAAUCUGGGGAAACUUUGUACAAAUUUUAAUUUCUUUGCCUAACCGAGUGGCUAAUAAAAUGAAAAAUGAAACAUUGGAGACUUUUCUCCCUCGAACGUAUUUUAAAAUUAUAAAUUUUCAUAUCGCUCGCGCAAUAUCUUUGAUGAACACUGGAUUACAAUACGAUAUCAAUGUAGAUAUUAAACCACUGUCGGUAUUAAUCAGCAAGCUACUAAUUACUACACAAUCGGAAAAUUUGCUGCCUCUUACCACUAUUUUAACAGAAUGGUGUUUUCAGAAUAAAAAUAACGAACAGAAUUUGAUUCAAAAUAUAUUGAAGGCAUUAGACGCACCAAGUAUAGAACGGAUAGCUGUAUUAUUUUUAAUGCAUUGUGACGUAAACUUCGGUGUAAAUCCAAUUUUCGGUGAUGCAUUAUUGAAUGCAAAUUGGAAAUACACAUUAACAACAAAAAUUCCUUUCAUGUGUUAUUAUAAUGAUGAUAGUUUAAUAAUAAAUUUAACCACGUAUUUAUCAAAAUUUUUAAGUCAAAAUCGUAUUUUGAUUGAAUUAUUGAUGAAGCUUCUAGACGUUUGGGGCGAUAAAAGUGCUUUGAAUCAUACUUCCCUGGAGCAACAUAAAAGCAUCACGAAAUUAAUUAUUACGAGUAUGAGGAAAUCAAAAGACUAUUUAAGUAGAAACGAAAAAGAUAAUAUUCAAAGGUUGCUACUUUUUGGUAUAUCAGUACAUCUUGAAUGCACGCAUAUUAUGUUACGAGCGAUAGGAAUGUGUGUCGGUGAAAUUUUCACUAAAGAAUUAUCUGAAUCAGACAGAGCACCGAAACUUUGUUUCGACUACGAAAGUAUGCCAACAGAAGUGAUAGAAACAGUUAAUUCUUUAAAAGUAUUAGGCACAGUAACAAAAAAUUCAGUAAAAAAAAGUUAUGCAGAAGUAAAUGAUUUAAUUCUUGAUGACAUUGAGUUUGAUACAUUAGGCGACAAAAAGUUAUAUGAAUUGGGUGUAGAAUGUUGUCUUCUAGUUGAAAAAAGAUUAGACAGAAAUGAUGACGAUAAAUGCGAAGAAGUUUCUACUACGACAUAUUUAAAGGGAUCAAAUGUGACAGAUAAAACUACUGCAGAAAAUAAUGCUAUAACUGAGGACAACCAUGAAAGUGAUUCAGAACUAGAUAGUGAUGAUGAUUUAGUGCCAUACGAUAUGUCUAACGAUACGAAAGCUAGCGAAAAAUUACGGCCAGCCUAUUUACGUGACUUACGUGAUAAUUUAGUGAAUGAAAAAAGUUCGACAAAUCCAGAUAUUUUUUCCGAAUCAAUGCAAGUAUGUGAAGAAUUAAUAUUAUCGCAAUUACCAGGCGAUGAUGUAUCGUUUGCUAUAGAACUGCUAGAGCUUCUUGUAACACUUAAAGAAUCUAGCUACACGGACAAUUUUGAAGUAUUAACAUUUAAGUCUUGCGUAGCUAUACUUACCGUCUAUCCCAAAGAAUGCGCUGAAUAUUUGUGUAAACAAUUUUACAUGGAAGUGGAUAAAUAUUCUGUGAGUCAACGAUUAUUCUUCCUAGAUGUAUUAGCAGAAUCAGCAAGACGAUUAUCAAGCAUUCCAGUUAAUGAAGGCGAAAGGAAUAUACGCGAGUUAAAACUAAAAUCAACAAGAAACGAAGUUUGUAACAGAGUAUCACUUUUCAUUAAUACUGAGAAAAGUCAACAAUACAGGGUACUUUAUAGCGAUGACCUUGAUGAAUUUGAAAAGCCUGAAGAUCAGGCUGUGCAGGAUUGGCGAGAAAUUGUUGAGAAAAGGAUUGAAUUACACACAAAAAGACACAUGCGUAGUACAAAAUCUCCUAAAACAUUUCAAAAUAAAUUUGGAAAUGUUGUAUCUUCGUUUUUCUAUCCGCUCCUAUAUGGUUUUGGUAAACAAGGCACUUGUUUAAAUAGUGGACUGAAAAUAUUUUCAGAUCAAGAGAACAUCUUGUUAAUUCGAUUUCUAAAAACCUUGUCUACUAUAAUGGUAGCAGCACAGAAUUGCUUGCUGGCUCCCAAAAUGGGAAAAGAAAUUGUCGAAUUAUCAUGGACCCUGCGAUAUCAUGACCAGGCUAAAGUUAGAGUGGCAGUAAUAGAAAAUAUUGCAGCUGUGCUUCUCGCAGUACCAGAAGAUAUAGUCAUUACUGAAUUGUUUGAUAGUAUUGGUGAAAUAAAAUUUUGGCUUUUAGAUUUGUGUCAAAAUGUAGUUACUGGGGAUCAUGACAAAGAAUGUAGAAAUUUAGCCGCCAGCGUGGUAUCUUUAAUUGAUCGUAGGCUCUACAAGCAGUAGAAUAGAAUAAGAUAGUUGCAAAUACAUUUAAAUAAUUUGAAUACUAGUGGAGGAACAUUAAAAUGUUUUUCCCU